AUGCCAACUCCCCGCUCGGCCGCCGAGUCAGAAGACAAUACUUCAUCACUUCGAAAUCCAGGCCCGGUCCACGAUUAUCAUCGCCAUCAGAUCGAACCACCACCAACCGCUGCUCCAGCCCCUUACAAACUAAGUCAGGCCAAGCUCGUCGUCGAUCCUCCUGAUCUCCAGGCAUGGCGAGAAAGACUCUUCCACGUCGACGAUCUCAUCAUCCUCACGCACGAGCAGUUUGAGACGUACUUUCCACACAUUGACAACGUCUACUCACACCGCUCCACGCAGCGCUAUAAGCGAAAGCCCUUCAUCUCGCACUACUGGGACUGCCGCAUGAAGGGACGCCCGCCGGGGACGCCCAAGUCUGAUGAUCCGAACAAGAAGAAGCGCAAGCGCAGCGCGCGCGAACGUGAUCUGUGCGACGUCAAGAUCAAAAUCACCGAGUACUUCCCGGAUGCCGGGGCCGAGGCCGCGCUGGAUCGGGACGUUGCCGCCGCCAUUGCGGCCGGCACGGCGGCUCAUUCCGUCGUCAGCGCGGGGCAGCGGUUCUGGACUAUUCAGAGGGUGAAUGGGAAUGGCGGCAACGGCAAAGCAGACGGAGUGGCUGGUCCUCAUCGGCAUACUCUGGAGAGGAGCGACGAGAUCAAGAAGAGCAGCGUGCAGCGGUUUGUAUCGACGAGAGACAAGGAAGGGAAGAAGAUACAGAGAACGCCUCAAAGCAAGGCUAUUGGAGCUGCGCAAGAGACAGCUCGGAUGCACAGUAGAAAGGCCGAUUUGAGGCUAUACGCAGCCACCUUCUGCCCCUUUUCCCAGCGCGUCUGGAUCGCUCUCGAGGCCAAAGGCCAGGCAUACCAGUACAUCGAAACAGAUCCCUUCAAGCGUCCUGCUCCGACACCGCUCCUUGAAGCUAAUCCGAGAGGUCGCGUUCCCGCUAUUCGACAGGGAGAUUGGGCGUGUUCCGAGAGUGCUGUCAUUCUAGAAUAUCUGGAAGACAUUUAUCCUGAUAUCCCAUUAUUCCCUUCUGAUCCACGACUGAGAGCAAAUUGCCGUCUCUGGAUCCAUCAUAUCAACACCCGCCUUGUCCCAACAUUCUUCUCCCUCCUCCAACCACCAACAUCUUCACAACACCCCUUAAACACCAUCAAUACAUCCACAACGCCAACAUCCUCUGUCGCCCUCUUCCAAUCACACCUGACGGCCCUCAUCCUCGCCGCCGACGAACAAGGCCCUUACUUCCUCGGCCCGUCUCUGUCCCUCGUCGACAUCCAUUUCGCCCCCUUUGCGCUUCGCCUCAGCCGUAUCCUCCAUCGUCGGUAUCCGAAUGCCCUUUUGGCGGAUGCCACUUCGGGCACGCGCUGGCAUCGCUGGUUAAACGCCUUGGAAAUGGAUCCGCAUAUUAGGGCGACGACGGGUACAGAUGAAUUUUAUCUAGAAACUGUUGACCUGCUACUUCAAACGUCAAAUGAAGGAGGGUGA
Messenger RNA from Trichoderma harzianum CBS 226.95, 1470 nucleotides. RefSeq lists its product as hypothetical. Gene Ontology annotation, cellular component: cytoplasm. Gene Ontology annotation, molecular function: glutathione transferase activity. The coding region runs from base 1 to 1470 and encodes 489 amino acids. The transcript has 5 exons. The record is from RefSeq and is a predicted model, not a curated record. NCBI's taxonomy places the organism in Eukaryota, Fungi, Ascomycota, Sordariomycetes, Hypocreales, Hypocreaceae.